AUGACGCAAACUCCCAGAGCAUGGGAUCCCAAAGUGGUGCUUGAAGGAGACUCCAUCAAGAUUGAUGACUUGAAGGUUUCAUUUCAUCGUACUAUCCGUGACCACAAGGAUUAUUACGAUAAUGCAAUCCCAAAAUCAAUGCCGGGUGCAAACCAGGAGACAGAGAUGUCUGAAUCGUCAGCCUGCUCACUCCCAGCAUCAAUGGGCCGCUUCCCGUUGGCAAGAUGCGAUGACUAUCGUCAGGGUCUGCCUGACGGCAUGGAAAACGAGGGAGGCAUCUUUUUCCCAAUGUAUCGUAAGUCUGUUCCCAUGCUCUUCUUCGAGUCGCCUACACUCAUCAAUCUCCUGGACUCAGAACGCGAAGCUAUGUGGAUUAGUUUCGUAUCAGAUAACACCUACGCCAUAAAAGUCUUUGCGGGCAACGUCAAUGCCAUUUCUGGCAAGCCAGAUACCGCAAGUCACGAAGAGAAUCAGGCGACAAGGAAGGACUUAACCCUUCAAGACUUUGUCGUCACUCCUCAUCAACAUUGGCUGGAUGGCGUCGCUACCGAGGCCGGCAGAGUACAGUUCGUGGCGAUGCCAAUGGGCUCGGGUCAUUCCACCGGGGCACCAGUGACCGGGCAGGACUCCGUUGGUAGACUGAGCUUCGAGGGAUCGCAGGUUUGCUUGAAUGUUCGACGCUACCCAGCGCCCUGGGCGCACGUCGCUUACUACAAAGCGCCUGCUGUGACCAGAGGUUACAUCAGGCAGAAGAUCGCGAGGAUUCCCUUCCACAAUUACCGAAAGACAACCUCCGUCGCCUUUAGCGUACGGAUUCUCGACAGCCGUCUUUACGAGCAAGCCACUGGUCGGGCCCCUCCUGCCAGUCCCAUCACUCCGGAGCUGUACGCCGAGCAAAGACUUCCUUUCCUCGAGCUCUACGAAGAACUGCCGGCUGCCCCCACCGAUGGAAUUGUUGGCGUCAAGGCCGUUGCAACCAUCGAAGGAACCCUGGACGAGUCUCUCCCCAAUGACAUACUCAAACGCGAUGCGGUUACUGGUGCCGCUCUGCCCGGCUGGCACUGCAAGGGCUGUGGACAGCAUAUCCACCCUGCUUACACGCGGUGCCACACUUGUCAGAAGGCACAAGUUGCUGAGAGCAGUGACGGGUUCAAAGGUGUGAGUCCAGUCGGUAUCCUCAACCCGACGAGACCCAAGACACUUCUGCGGCUCCCUUGGGAGGUUGAUGAGGGUACUCAUGGGGAUAUCUAG
Messenger RNA from Thyridium curvatum, 1251 nucleotides. RefSeq lists its product as uncharacterized. The record is from RefSeq and is a predicted model, not a curated record. The transcript is spliced from 2 exons. The coding region runs from base 1 to 1251 and encodes 416 amino acids. Lineage: Eukaryota; Fungi; Ascomycota; Sordariomycetes; Thyridiales; Thyridiaceae.